AUCUCUGCGGUCGCGAUGAAGUGCCUGAUUCUCCUUUCCGUCAUCGGACUAGCUGCGGCUGGCUUACUCCAGGGAUACAACUUGCCAGGGCCAGGAGGCGGAGGCUUCACCCAUGGUCAUUCGGGAACAUUCAGUCAGGGGACAUCCUUUGGUCAAGGAAGUACAUCCUUUGGACAGGGAAUUUCGUCGGGAAGUACAUCCUUUGGACAGGGAAUUUCGUCGGGAAGUACUUCCUUUGGACAAGGAAUUUCGUCGGGAAGUACUUCCUUUGGCCAAGGAAUUUCGUCGGGAAGUACUUCCUUUGGACAGGGAAUUUCGUCGGGAGGUACUUCCUUUGGACAGGGAAUUUCCUUUGGAACUUCAUCUGGAACGACCUUCGGCCACGGAACUUCUUCGGGAGUAAACUUCGGAAUAAACCAGGGUUCUUGCGGAGGUGGACAGGUGCGCCACGUGGAUGGAAGGUGUGUGACGCCUCGUGUGAACCGUCGCGUCUUUCUCUACGACGUUCCUUCCAACGUGCAGACAAGCGGCCCUGUCAACAUCCCCGAACCUCGCGUCGAGACUAACGUCCUCUUGAUCCGCACACCCGAAGGAGGCCUCGGGCCGCAACCCGUGGUCAUUCCUCCGCCCAGACAGCAGCACGUGGUGUACGUUCUCAACAAGCAGAGCAGCCAAGACCAGCGGGUGAUCGAGGUACCCUCUUCUGGCCCUUCAACCCCUGAGGUUUACUUCGUCAACUACGCGGACGGAGAGAACCCAACCCUUCCGAGCGGGGUGGACCUUCAAACUGCCCUUCAGUCAGCAAGCCAAGGCACAGGUCAAGACGUCGGCUCAGCGAUUUCAUCAGGCCAGUCCAGCUCCUUCAGCAGCAGUCAGUCCUUCGACUCGGGAACUCAAGUGUUUGAUUCAGGCUCAUCCUUUGUGAGCCAGCCUGGUUGUACACACACAAACCUUGAGUAUACAAGGUACUUUAAGUAAAUGAAACUGUUCAGUUGAUAAGUUUAUUCUAACCGAUUUAUUGUUAUUUUUAUAAUCUUUCCAAAAUGAUAUAAGCCUCCCUUUGAAUAUACUACAAA
Messenger RNA from Penaeus vannamei (Pacific white shrimp), 1076 nucleotides. Its product is annotated as pupal cuticle protein 36a-like. The record is from RefSeq and is a predicted model, not a curated record. Lineage: Eukaryota; Metazoa; Arthropoda; Malacostraca; Decapoda; Penaeidae.